AUGAACACGGACGUUCCACUCAUCUCUCCCGCGCCAAUCACCUUCACGCAGACCUCCAUCCCUCCCCCUUCGCCCUUCGCCCGAGACUCAGCAAGGACAUUCCUCGCGGCGAACAUGAUUCACUCCAUCGAUAACAGCAGCGCCAUCUCUCCCACCGCCAUCUUCGCCAUGAGCCACAACACCGAGAAGAUCAAGUCACCUCCUUCCGCGCGCCUCCCGACCACGGCGUCUUCCGACCUCGUACCCGUCCAGGUCGAGCGCCCGAAACCGAAGCACAAUGUGGACGUGGGAUUGGGAUCAUGCUCGUGA
Molecule: messenger RNA, 309 nt
Organism: Zymoseptoria tritici IPO323
Lineage: Eukaryota; Fungi; Ascomycota; Dothideomycetes; Mycosphaerellales; Mycosphaerellaceae
Exons: 2
Coding region: 1-309 (102 amino acids)
Source: RefSeq, a predicted model, not a curated record